Messenger RNA from Amoebophrya sp. A120, 3027 nucleotides. NCBI's taxonomy places the organism in Eukaryota, Dinophyceae, Syndiniales, Amoebophryaceae. The record is from the annotation of a GenBank genome assembly.
AUGCGAGCGGGCACUAGUUUGGGCGUCUCGUCGUCUUCCUGCUCCUCGUCAAGCAGUGGACCUUUCCAUUAUCGAGGCCGCUAUGUUUGUCCACCACGUUUGAUCCCCCGUUUGCCAAACUGCACCCGGGCUACGUCCUCCGCCUUUGCGACGCCAUCUUCAUGUGGCUUUGAUGUUGACCGUACAAGUACAACUAGGCGACCGGUAUCAGAUAAACGCUGUCCUGUGCUAUCGCGAGCGGCCCGGACGACAAGGUGUACCACCCGUGCAACCAGGUUCUUUGCCACCGUGGAAUAUCCGAAGCAGUCGGAGGUCGACCCUCGGGUUCGCUACCCAAAGCAGUAUUUGGACGUGCAUGCGUUCAAGCGGCGGCUUACCGAGAAAAAGCAGGAGCUGUCCCGGGCCGAAGUGUCCGCGGUGCGACGGGAAUACGCAAAGCCGCCGCCCGAAGGCUGGGACGUGCGGCGGUUCCUGAAAGCCAUCCCAGACCUGUUCAAGGAGGAUGAGAAUCAGUUGGAAGAGGUGGCAGCAUUGUUCGACCCCCCGCACGGGUCUUGGGCAGACUUCGCCUCCAUGGAUCAGAAAGAGGUAUAGACAAGUUUAAAAAUAUUUUCGUCGUACUAAUAUGUCCUCGAACUCGAUAGUCAUAGUUUUGAAACCUGAGUUACAACCACUUGCGUUGGGUGCAAGUAGUACGCGAAUCAAUAAAAGUACUCCCUCGAGACAGAUCCAGAUUCUGCGCUGCUCCUUCGGGUGAACGAUGGUAGGAGCAUCGGGUAUUCAAUAGGGUAUCCGGGUAGACCAGGGCCCCUGCUCAGACCAGGGCCCCUGGGACCAGGGCCCCCAGGACCAGGCCCCCCAGGACCAGGGCCCCUACGGACCGGGGCCCCUACGGACUGAACGGCGUCCCGGAAAAAUCUGGCACACGGCGAGGCGCGGCCGGAACCGGAGCUGUCUGCCAGCGUAUCUGGGCCACCAAGUAUGCGUGUCAUGUAAGUCCUAGCAUCGGGCCAGGAGGUGGAAGAAGGCAGGCCACACGUAAUACGUGACGCAGUCUGCUGACUACCCAGAGCAUCUCUUUCGCUUUCUAUAUAAUUCCUCGACACGCGUCACAAGUUCUUAGUUGUGCAGACCCAGAUCUAUUUACAAUGCGACGGGCGCCGUUUGUAUUCGAAAUGUUUCCCAGCAAAAGCACUGCUUGAGUGGACAGGGAUGCAGCUCAAAGUGCUAACGAGAGACAUCUCAAAUUGUCACCAUGAAAGUCGAGCUGUGCUUUUUUUGUACGUAGAGGGACGCCCCAACUCUUCCAGAUCCAGACGCCGGCACACCAGAUUCCGGGACGCCAGAUUCUGAGACACGACUGGGGCCCCAGUCCGUAGGGGCCCCAGUCCGUAAGGGCCCCAGCCCCUAGGGGCCCUGGUCCUAGGGGCCCUGGUCCUGGGGGCCCUGGUCCUGGGGGCCCUGGUCCCAGGGGCCCUGGUCUACACCUUUACCAUUCAAUAGGCCUAAGAACUACUGGAGCACGGUAAAAAACGACAAGUAGCCCCUGCGUAGGAAACUAUGAUAUCUGACAAAAAAAGGUGAUGCGCAUCCCGGGGCUGACCGGUGCGCAGCGGCGGAAGUAUGACCCACUCAGACAUUACAAUCUCAACUGUUACAAUAGAAUUUGGAUUUUGUGCUGCAAGAAGCAAGUGUAUGAUCUAGCCAACUCGCACAGGGUUGCGCAUGACAAGUUCUGGAGUGCCAAACCGCACUAGAAUCAUCUGGCGAAAUUUGUAUUGCGAAAAGCGCAAGACUCUGUACGUUCCUCAUUCUCUGCAUGCAAGGCAGGUUCCAGAUUCUAUUGGUAACGUUUGAGAUUGUAACACCUGAGCAGGUUAUAGGAAGUUGAUCCAUUUUCUGACCGAAUUUAACCACGGCAUGUUUCCCAAAGAAGUGUAUUCCGAGAACCAGCUUUCUGUGUUUGCCGGCCGCAAGUACGCGAAAGAGGGACUUCCCUGGACGGACGAGAUGGACGACGCGCUAAAAGCGUCGUGCGACUUAUGCAUUGCAAAACCAUCCUCGUACGUACGUAGUCUACGUACAAAAUAACGGCAGUAGAAAGUUUUCUCAACUUCGGAAUUAUUGUGUGUAAUCUUCAAUGCAGCUGCUAAAUCGAUGACUACAAGUACGAUACGAGUGUCAACAGAAUACCACUAUUGGGACGUAAACUUCGGGGACCCUUGGAUCUACAUCAGCAACCACUGUGAGCGGCCGGCGCGGGAGGUGAAGGAGCGGUGGCUGGAGAUUGUGAAAAAGCCCCAGCAGAGACGGCAGCGCUGCGAGCUGACGCUGUCGGAUUCGAUGAAGCCCCUGUUGAUGAACCGGCAUUUUCGGAUGCUACCCCCGACAUUAUUUUUAGUUCCCUCGAAGAAGAAUUUUCCGUUGGCAAGGCUACCGAAAAGUCUAGUCGGAGACGAAGUUACAGCUGGAAUAAAGGCGGGACGAGAAACUGGUCGCGGGGACGAGGAGGAAGCAUCAACAUUCGACAUGGAUAAGCUGCUCCCGAAAAACCUGCGGUCCUACCGCGACGGGAACAAUUUUGGCGAUGGGAAAAAGAUCACCUCUGAAGCUGUGCAUGAGUAGAAGACGGAUGAUAGUCUUCAACUGGGAGGUAUCGAGGUCGGUUCUACGUCUACCGCAUUUGCUUUAUCUUCAGCUGCGGGUGUGUAGUGCCAAGAAGACGCUGCAUGCGUAAAGUUUUCAAAGUCCAUCACGAUCUUUCAUGCUUGAGAAUAAAGAUUUUAGCGGUUGUGCACCGACUGUGAAUGAUUUACGUUUUCAAAAAUGAACGCUCGCGAGCAGCUGCAUUGAUUUCCGGAAGUGGCGGGCCAUAGCCCAUUCCCACGGCACGUCCGUCCUUCUCAGCUCGACAAGAGCCGGACGCAGACAGACGUUUCCAAAGAAGUGGAUAAAAAUUUUGGACUGCGACGUCGAAAUGCAUAGAAACUGGCUGCAAUUUUCAGAAUCAGAAUUCAACAGCCUUGC